Messenger RNA from Desarmillaria tabescens, 853 nucleotides. Its product is annotated as catabolic 3-dehydroquinase 1. Gene Ontology annotation, molecular function: 3-dehydroquinate dehydratase activity. Gene Ontology annotation, biological process: quinate catabolic process. The transcript has 3 exons. The record is from RefSeq and is a predicted model, not a curated record. Lineage: Eukaryota; Fungi; Basidiomycota; Agaricomycetes; Agaricales; Physalacriaceae. Bases 271 to 738 code for a protein of 155 amino acids.
UCGAACGGACACUCACAAGGUUCUUCAACAGCAGCCACCCACCUCUACGGUUCGAACCUCGGGUGCCAUGCUGGUAAGAGAGAAAAAACUUCCGGAAUUAGAACGGAACAAAUUCUUUCCACCGGUCCGGUCAAAGGAUUAAGUCAAAUCCGAUAUUUAAGUCUCCGAUCAUAACACGGGGGUCCGAUGCCGAAGUAGAAGCCGUUUUCCCACACCUUUAUUUCCCCACCUUUGAAGGGUGGGGAAACUUGAGGUAGAUCGACAGCCGCCAUGUCGUCGAAACGCACCAUUCUGCUCAUCAACGGGCCCAACCUCAACCUUUUGGGUACCCGUGAGCCUCAUAUCUACGGAUCCGAUACCCUGGCCGACGUGGUGUUGAAUACGAGAGCCAUAGCAGACAAGCACGAUGCGACGCUCUACGAUUUCCAGAGCAAUCACGAGGGCGCCAUCGUGGACAGGAUCCACCAGGCGAAAGAUGAGGGCGUUGAUGGAAUCAUCAUCAAUCCAGGUGGUCUUACUCAUACAUCGGUGGUGGUCCGUGACGCGCUGCUCGGCGUUUCAAUACCAUUUAUUGAACUUCACGUAACAAAUGUUCACUCGCGAGAACCGUUCAGGCAUCAUUCAUACUUUUCGGACAAGGCGGCAGCCAUUAUUGUUGGCUUUGGCGUUAAAGGAUAUGAGUACGCUAUUGAUUUUGUUGUUACGAGCCCGAAGUUCGGUAAAACGAAGGAGAAAUAAAGUAGAAGUAUGUUUGAUUACAAUGUAACAACCUUCUCACUCUCGAAACAAGCCACAUUAUUCAUCGACUAUGCAAUCAAGAUUUGAGAUUCGACAGGUUGAACAGCAACUACAA